AUGGGGAACUGGACUUUGCGCACAGUGAUGGUUCUUUACCUGGCUUGGAAUAUGCAGCCUUCAUCAGCUUGGACGGUGAAUAAUUUCCUCAUGACCGGACCAAAGGCUUUUCUCACGUACGCCGGCAGUGUGCAAGUGGGUGCGCAAAGUGGAAUACAGGAGUGCAAACAUCAGUUUGCGUGGGACAGAUGGAACUGUCCGGAGAGUACACUUCAACUGUCCACGCACAACGGCCUGCGAAGUGCCACUAGGGAGACAUCUUUUGUCCACGCCAUCAGUGCUGCAGGAGUGAUGUACACUCUGACCAAGAACUGCAGCAUGGGAGACUUCGACAACUGUGGAUGUGACGACUCCAGGAUAGGACAGACAGGUGGCAGAGGGUGGAUUUGGGGAGGCUGCAGUGACAACGUGGCGUUUGGAGAAAAGAUCUCCAAACAGUUUGUGGACGCACUGGAGAAUGGUCACGACUCCCGUGCAGCUGUCAACCUGCACAACAACGAGGCCGGCAGACUGGGAGUCAAGGCAACCAUGAGGAGAGCAUGCAAGUGUCACGGCGUGUCCGGGAGCUGCAGCAUCCAAACAUGCUGGAUGCAGCUGGCCGACUUCCGGGAGGUGGGAAACUACCUGAAAAUGAAGCACGCUCAAGCCAAGAAGCUGGAGGCGGACAAGAAGCCGGUGAGGGCCGGCAACAGCGCGGAUAACCGAGGGGGCAUCGCGCACGCCUUCCGCAACAUCCCGCGCACGGAGCUCAUUUUCCUGGAGGACUCCCCGGACUACUGCGUCAGGAACCAGAGCUCGGGCUUCCCGGGCACGGAGGGCCGCGAGUGCCUGAGGGGAGACAAGAGCGCGCCUCAGUGGGAGAGGAAGAGCUGCCGCCGGCUGUGCUACGGAUGCGGCCGGCGGGUGGCGGAGAGGCGCACGGAGGUGGUCAGCAGCUGCAACUGCGAGUUCCACUGGUGCUGCACGGUCCGAUGUGACAAAUGCACGCAGAUUGUGACGAAACAUUACUGCGCGGUGAGAACACACGGGAACAAAACUAAACGGAAGCCUCGUCGGCACUGA
This is a messenger RNA of Nerophis ophidion (straightnose pipefish), 1062 nucleotides long. RefSeq names its product protein Wnt-8a-like. Gene Ontology annotation, cellular component: extracellular region. Gene Ontology annotation, biological process: canonical Wnt signaling pathway; multicellular organism development; neuron differentiation. Gene Ontology annotation, molecular function: frizzled binding; cytokine activity. The record is from RefSeq and is a predicted model, not a curated record. The transcript has 6 exons. NCBI's taxonomy places the organism in Eukaryota, Metazoa, Chordata, Actinopteri, Syngnathiformes, Syngnathidae. The coding region runs from base 1 to 1062 and encodes 353 amino acids.